AUGAUCUCACGAUCAUCUGUAAGUCGCGUCGUUCGCGGUGCGCGGCAGCUUCGCUCGUCUGAAGAUAUACCUGCCGGAUGUAGAGGUUUGCAGAUCAGCGCAUCGGAAUCUCCCUUGGAUGGCCAUAUUUUAAGCAAGACUCUUGAUUCUACAGAUCCUGCUGAUGCAAGAUUCGAAGUCAUUGGAGCUCCCUACUCUCUACUCUCAGUCUCAUUGUCCGCAUCGCAAACACUAUACACCCGACGAGGAACGUUAGUUGGAGUGAGCGGAAAAGCAGAAAAUGCCCAAUCAACAUUAUCGAUUCUUGAGCCCUUUCGACGAGCCCCUCUUGGGAUUCCCUUCCUAUAUCAGAAAAUAUCCUCGACCAGUCCUAUAAAAGCAUUGGUGUCAACAAAAAAUUCGAACACGUCUAUGGAAGUAUUGCAUCUGGAUGGAAGGGAAGAUUGGAUGAUUGCUCAGAGGAAUGCAUUACUGGCUUGGACUGGCCAUAGAUUAUCCGUUUCGCCGACAAUGAACAGAAGUAUGAGUGUCGCUCAUUGGGGAAACACACAAAUUACAGGUAGAGGACUAGUAGCUUUGGCUGGGGCAGGACGUAUAUACGAGAUUACCUUAUCAGAAGGAGAAGAAUUCGUCGCACAUCCCGGAAACGUCGUUGCAUACGCGAUGAAUCAACACCCACCUCUCCCAUACCGCCUAAAAACCUCAAUCCUGAAACUACAGAUCCCAAGCUUAGGUUUCAGUAAGCUAUUACCAGAUAUCAAGUUUUUUAGGGUUAUGCAACAGACAGAAUCAUGGAAUUUUGUGAAAAGGAUAGCUUUCACCCUGAGGACGGCGAUGAGAAGGAGUAUUUGGGGAGAUAGACUAUUUUUACAAUUCAGAGGGCCAACUACACUCUUAAUGUCUACAAGGGCGACAAGGAUCAGCGACGUUCUGACGAAUAGAGAUAUUAAUGAGAUUGCGGAUGCUCCACCAGGAGCCGUAACGGAAGCUAUUGAGUUGGCGAGGGAGCCUAAGACGGUCUCAAAGACUACGAAACAAAUAACGGAUGUACCGACCGGUUUCCAUUAUGCGGAAGUUAAUAAGGAUGGGAAGGUGAAAUUUGAAGACCCUACCGUAAGGUAG
Molecule: messenger RNA, 1122 nt
Organism: Sclerotinia borealis F-4128
Lineage: Eukaryota; Fungi; Ascomycota; Leotiomycetes; Helotiales; Sclerotiniaceae
Source: the annotation of a GenBank genome assembly